UAUCCUGCCACUCCGUCAGGCUUUUGUUUUGUUCUCCAGACGUUGAUGCCGGGGGAGGUCGUUUGCGAGGCGGAUGAAGGAAAGAAAAUGGAAAGGCACUAGGGCAAAUCUUGGCCGGAGCCGACUCGGGAAAGGAGCGGAGCCCAACUUUCUACGAUGAACUACACCGUAAUUUCAAUGACACAGAAAUAACUUUUCAUUUAUAUUUUACUACAUAAUGAUAGGCUAUUAUAUAAGCCUACAUACAGCAGGGUUGUCGGUUUAGGAGCUCAAUUCUGCCGACUGGGCGUGCAUCUAUGAAAGAGAAACAAACACAGGCACGACGAAGGACAGGAGGAUAGCAUGUCAACAAGCACACUCAUCCAACCCAGCCUCAGGGAGAAGAAAGGCAGCUUCUUCAAGCUGAUCGACUCAUUUGCCUGGGAGAUCGGGACUCUGAAGAGGGAGGUGGUGCAGAAGGCUGAGCCAGCAGAGAGGGACCCAGAGCCUGUCAUACUACAGGGGCUGGAUGGGGAAGUGGGAGGUCUGUUUCUACAGGCUCCUCCCUGUGUUGGUGUGGGGGCACGGCUGGCUGGAGCUAGAGAUUCAGGCUACGACUCGUUGCGUAGAAGGAUGAGUGUGUUGGACAGGCUGGUGCAGACGCACGUUGUGUGGCUGCAGCUGGGACUUAACCAUGCAGACUCCACAAGCAUACUGGAACCGCAGCCCACCGGGACGUUUCUGGUGAGGAAGUCGACUACCCUGCAGAGGAAGGUGAUCUCUCUGCGUAUGCAUCAGGACUCUGAGACACCCGUCAAAGACUUCCCUGUGAAGGAGAGUCAAUACACAUUCUCCUUGGAGGGAUCGGGCCUCGGCUUUGCAGACCUGUUCCGUCUUGUGGCCUUCUGCUGCAUCAGCAGGGAUGUCUUGCCAUUCACCCUAAAGCUUCCUGAAGCCAUCUCUGCAGCCAGAACACCAACAGACUUGGAGGAGGUGGCCAAGCUAGGAGCAGGCUUCUGGGACUCUGAGCAUUGCUGCAGGAACAAGAGUUCCGUCUCCCGGUUGUCCGGGACAACCAUCCAGGACCAAUACCUCAGCCCCCUGGUCACCCGCACCCCGUCCCAGCUUGAGUGUUCCCAGUCCAACGGGGCUCUCUGCUUCAUCAACCCCCUCUUCCUGAAGGUUCACGACCCAGAGGGGGGCAACCACACCCCUCCCUCCUCCACCAGCUACUACAACAACCCCCACCACCUAAACAACAAUAGUACUACAACAACUACAGAAACAACGGUACAAGGUCAACAGCACUGUACCAGCAACCCAGAGCAACUUAUCGACUGCACAAACAGCCCUCAACCCCCUAGCAACAGCCCUCAGAGUCCUAGCCCUGGCAACAGCCCCCAGCAUUAUAACAACAGUGUGAGCCAGGCUAAGAGCGUGUCCCGCCCACCACCGCCUCGCCCCCCACCUCCCCAUUGUGCUCCCCGUCGCCCUGCCCCUCCUCGACGCCAGUGCAGCAUGCCUGAGAAGAUAUCCUGGAUCAACCCCCCCAAAGAGAAGGACAGGGUGGGAGAGAGGGAGAAAGGAGGAGAAAGAGAGAAGGGCAGUAGCCUUCUCUCCCGUCUGGGCUCCUCUCUCAGCAUCAGUCCAUCCUCUUCUUUCCUCUUAUCCUCCCCUCCUAAGAAGCUCAGCAUCAGUGCCCCCAUCUCUAUUCCCUUGUCCCUCUCCUCCCCAAGUAGGCCGAAACCCACGCCGCCAAGCGACGUCGACUGCCAUCUUGCUCUCGAUGACCAGACUAUUGAGAACGCCAUUUCUCUCAGUCUGGCUAAGCUGUCACUGAGAAACGCCACCACCCCUGAUGACAACACAGAGGGAAACAGUCCGUCCACUCAAGACCCAGCCCCUCCCGUCGAGAGGAAGGAGGAAGAGAAAGAGGAGGAAGAGGGGAGUGUGCAGCGCCUGAGCGACAUGAGCCUUUCCACCGAAUCCUCUGCCGACUCACUAGACUUUUCCCAGGGCUUCUUCCCCCCUCUCUCUGAACCCAGCCCCCCCACCACCAACAACCUGGUCCUGCCCCCCCUCACCCACCCCUACAGCAGCAUGGAGGAAGAUGAUGAUGAUGAAGACGAAGCAGACUUCGGCGGGAGCCUGGAGAGCGACCAAGACCAGGACCUGACCAUCACCCCUCCUGGGCUGCGCACCAAACGGCGAGCCAGCGCCGGGGCCAUGGUCAUCCAGCGGGCCCUCAGGGGCCACCUCCGUAAAAUGAGUGGGGUGUUCAACUCGCUGAUGACCCCAGAGAAACGGGCCAUACGGAGAGUCCUGGAGCUGUCGAGGGACAAGGGGUCUUACUUCGGCUGCCUGGUGCAGGACUACCUCAGCUUCCUGCAGGAGGGAGGCGGCAGCCAGGCCUGGCAGUGCCACGCAUCAGGACUGGAGUUGCUGCAGACGCUACGCCAGUUCAUCACCCAGAUGAAGAGCUACCUACGGCAGAGCUCUGAGCUGGAGCCCCCCAUCGAGUCACUCAUCCCAGAGGACCAGAUCGACUAUGUCCUAGAGAAGGCCAUGCAUAAGAUUGUCCUGAAGCCCCUAAAAGGUGUGGUGGGAGUGGCCCUCCAGGAGUUCCAGGUCCGCAGCGGGGCAUGGCAGGAGCUUAAGGAGAACCUCUCAUUGGCCAAGGUCCGGCAGCCCCAGGAAAUGGGCGUGACCGACGCACUCCCUCCAGAUCCAGUCGCCAUAGAGAAGAUCCGGCACAAGUUUCACACUAUGUGUAAACUUUACUCCCCUGAGAAGAAGGUGACCAUGCUGCUGCGCGUGUGUAAACUCAUCUAUACCAUCAUGGAGGACAACUCAGGUCGUCUGUACGGGGCAGAUGACUUCCUGCCCAUGCUGACCUAUGUGUUGGCCCAGUGUGACAUGCCUCAACUAGAUAACGAGAUCCUCUACAUGAUGGAACUGCUGGACCCCUCUCUGCUCAAUGGAGAAGGUGGAUACUACCUGACCAGUGCGUACGGAGCCAUGUCCCUCAUUAGGAACUUCCAAGAGGAGCAAGCAGCUCGUGUACUCAGCUCUGAAACACGCAACACACUCCACCAGUGGCACCGUCGCCGCACCACCCAGCGCACUGCUCCCUCUGUAGACGACUUUCAGAACUACCUGCGAGUGGCGCUCCAGGAGCUGGACAGCGGCUGCACGGCCAAAACCCUGCAGGUGCAGCCCUACGCCACCACAGAGGAAGUCUGCCAGAUCUGUGCCUACAAAUUCAAAGUUCCCGACCCUGAGGAUUACGCUCUGUUCCUGCUCACUGAGGGCUCGAGCCAGCAGCUAGCCCCUGACACAUACCCCCAGAAGAUCAAAGCUGAGCUCCACAGUCGACCCCAGGCCGCACCUUUUCACUUCGUCUUCCGUCGCGUGGCUAACCUCAAUGAACUGGACGUGACCUCUUUUGACCCCCAGUCCAUCCUCAAUGACGUCACCCUUACCACGGACUCUGAGCCCAAUCACAAUGAUGUAGCCUUAACCCCUUCGGACCCCCAGCCCAACUUCAACCUGGGUCUCAGUCCCAGUCUCAGCCUCAGUCUACCCCCCAACCAGCAAAAUGGCAACUCCAUAUCUAUCUGAGGCUGCAGGGCUGGAAACCCUCCAUCUGGACAUUCUUUCUGUAACCCAACAAAACUGAUCUGAGCUGUGUUUAACUGGAUUGAACUGGGCCUAACUGGGUUAAGCUGAGCCAUGCUGAGUUUAGCCAAAACAAACUUCCCUUUUUGGUGAAUCUUCUGUCUAGCAGGGCGUCCUCAAAGCGGAAAGCUUUGUCUAAGUACAGGAGGAAAGGAGAGGAAGAGGGAAGGAAAUGCGAGAGAAGAGGGAAGGAAAUGCGACAGAUGGGGUUAUUUUGCAGCUCUAUUUGUGAACCUUUGGGACAUGGCACUCAAGGAGCACACAUGAGGGCAAACGCCACUCACAUAAAGGAUGGAUAUGGAUGGAUAAAGUGAGGGCAAACGCCACUCACAUAAAGGAUGGAUAAAAGCUUUGAAAUAGUCUUGUUACAGACACAGACAGACCGUCUAUACGGUCAUACUGCAAAAGUGUCUGAAAGUUCAGAUUCGGGGUCAGUUUUUGGUUUGUAACUCCUAGUGGUGAAGCAAAGGAUAAGUCGAGGAAAGCUGAUCUCAGAUCUGUGGAUAGGGUUAACUUUUGUCUGCAAUGGUUCCAUCUAGUGAUGUACUCAUUCUGUCCAUUCACUUUUUCUUCAGACAGAAUAUAGCCUUUAUAGCAAAUAUACAGCAUUUACUUUAUCUGGGUGAUAGCCUACAUCUAUUAUGAAUUACUUGUUGCAGUUGCUGGUAAAAUUGCAGGAUAUGUAUUUUUAUGGAAUAUUGUUUUAUCAUUGCAUGUUCUUUUCUUUGUUAAAUGUUAGAAGCGGGCAUGUCUGCCAGUGACGAAAUAAUGAACGUCCUUAAUGUUAUGAUUAUCCAGGAGAUAUGAUACUGUACAUCCCUCAUAGCUAAUCCUUAGUUAAUAGAGGUCAUUGCUGUCAUAGUGAUUGUGUGAUAUAUGAUUGACUGGCUUGGUCUACAGUACCGGCGUCAAAUCCCAGACAAGGUCAUGAAAUAUUGUACUACUGACAAAUAUUAAAAGUAGGCCUAAAUUGCCUUAUGAAAUUUGGUGUGUCAAUUCUCAAGCUGGUCUGAGAUUAUGCACGCACACACACACACACACACACAAAUGCACAAACUUGUGUGUGUUUUGGCUCUUGGCUGGUAAGAUUUUGAGCAAUGGGUAUGAGGGCAUAAGAGAGAUCUGCAAGGACGCAGAUUUGAGAAAAAAUAAGAAACCUGCACACUGCUCUUGCUAGGUAUCACUGCUCUUUUUUUAAGCUUUGACAAAGGCCUUGAGGUUGAUACGUAAAGGUUAAUAAAGAGCAGUGAUACUAGCAAGUGCAAUGUGCAGGUUUCUUUUUCAAUUGUUACCAUGCACCUGCAGCAAAGAUAGCUAAGAUGUGCGAGUGCCUUUUGAAUUUUGAAGGACACAGAUUUAAAAGACGGAGAGCGAAAAGAAUGAGAUGUGAAGUAGAACUGAAUCAUUAAUAAAAUAAGGCUCUGUUUCGUUAACUGAACACAAAUCAUGUUUAAACAAAUUGCAUUCUAUUAAUGUAUCAGUACUUCAAUGUUUACCAUUUGAAAUGUAGAGUUGGGCAUUGCUGGUGCUGUAGAACGAUAACAGAAAAGUGAAAUGGUAAAUGUGAUUGAGGAAAGGUUGAGGAGGCAAUAGCAUUAUUGUUAAACACUAUGUAGCUUAUAAUGUUAGUUAAAAAUAUUGAAAUAUAUUUCAACUUUUUUGGGACUUAGGUGUUAUCCUGUUUUAAAUGUACUUUAUACUGUAAUACAAUUGCUACUCUAACAAGAUUUUAAAUGAUACACAUUUUUGUAUUUAUAUGUAUCUGUGCUGGGAUUUUUUUCACAGAUUGCAAUAUAACAGAUAUGGAAAAAGCAGUCUUCCAAGAUCAACAAGAAAUUUACUUAUGUUCCUAUGCUAAAGACUCUCUGUACGUAUCAUUGAAUGAUAUUAUUUUGCACUCAAUAAAUUUUGGUCAUGAAUUUGACUGUG
Molecule: messenger RNA, 5586 nt
Organism: Oncorhynchus nerka (sockeye salmon)
Lineage: Eukaryota; Metazoa; Chordata; Actinopteri; Salmoniformes; Salmonidae
Gene: rin2a
Product: Ras and Rab interactor 2a
Biological process (GO): vesicle-mediated transport; signal transduction
Cellular component (GO): endocytic vesicle; cytosol
Molecular function (GO): small GTPase binding; guanyl-nucleotide exchange factor activity
Source: RefSeq, a predicted model, not a curated record